Messenger RNA from Yarrowia lipolytica CLIB122, 141 nucleotides. Lineage: Eukaryota; Fungi; Ascomycota; Dipodascomycetes; Dipodascales. The record is from RefSeq and is a predicted model, not a curated record.
AUGAAGAUCAACUUCCGACUGCCUUUUGUGCUCGUGGCUCCUCUGUGGGGCUCAGACGCAAGCUCGUUGGCUCUGGUCCUCUCUGCUCUUAAUGGCUCUGGCUUGUUUCAGCUCUGGCUCUCAUUGGCAAGAAACACUUAG